Molecule: messenger RNA, 1194 nt
Organism: Benincasa hispida (wax gourd)
Lineage: Eukaryota; Viridiplantae; Streptophyta; Magnoliopsida; Cucurbitales; Cucurbitaceae
Source: RefSeq, a predicted model, not a curated record
AUGAGGAACUAUGCGGCGCCAAAUUUUUAUAACUUCUUGCCCGAAAUUUCAAGACCCACGGUUGAGGAGAAUGCAAGUUUUAAGAUAAGGUCGAUAAUGCUUCAAAUGAUUCAAAAUGCGGGAAAAUUCGGAGGUCUACAAGGAGAAGACCCGCAUGCUCAUUUGACCCAUUUUGUAGAAAUAUGCAACACAUUCUCCAUACCUAGUGUGUCUCCAGAAGGAAUUAGAUUGUAUAUCUUCCCGUAUACACUGCGGGAUGAGGCAAGGAGGUGGGCUCAGUCACUAGAGCCAAAUGAAAUCAAUGCAUGGGAUCAAUUGGUUGAGAGGCAAUUAGUGAAGAACUGUCUGCACAUCGGGAUUCCCAAUUGCGUUCUGAUGGAAACUUGUUAUAAUGGCUUGGAUCGAUCAAUGCAAGUAGUUGCUGAUGCCUCCACAGCAGAAGGAUUAAUAGACAAGACGUAUACGGAAGCAAAGAUCAUCUUGGACCGCAUUUCGCGAAAUACAGAUGAAUGGUUUUAUAAUGGGUAUGAGGAAAGAGGUUCGGAGCAAAGAAGAGUAGAAGGUGCCAUUGUACCAAUUGAUACAAUGAAAACCCUGGUAGACCAGAUGACCACAAUGACCUUGCUACUUCAGACUAUGGCUAUUCAGCAAGGACAUCUCUCUCAAAGUUCAGCGCAAGCCAAUGCGUUGACACACGUGGCCGCAGUAAAUUGCGUUCAAUGCGGAGAGGGACACUCAGUGGAAGUCUGCCCGUUGAAUCAACAAUUCGUAUACUCCAUCCAUAAUGAACCAUUUGGCAACAUUUACAACCCUAGUUGGCGAAAUCACCCAACUUUCAGUUGGGACGGGAAUCACAACCAGGGGAGCCAAAGUAAUCAUCAAAGCUGUCAUCCUGGGAAUCAAGGCAGUCCCCCGAUUUUCAUUAAUCAGAAUCACAACCCAGGUAAUCUUCAGAGUAUACCACCCUAUGACCAUCCGAACUUUUCUAACACCUCUUGCAGUACCUCGUCUUUGGAGACAUUAUUGAAACAUUAUAUUGAGAAGAACGAGACAAUCAAGCAAUCGCAAGCUUCCUCCCUUAGAAAUUUGGAGGAGCAGAUUGAACAACUUACGAUCGAACUUAAGAAUAAAGUGCCUGGUAUGCUGCCUAGCAGCUCAGGAGUAUCGGGGCCAUGUGGUAAAGAACAAUGUUAA